Molecule: messenger RNA, 720 nt
Organism: Plasmopara halstedii
Lineage: Eukaryota; Oomycota; Peronosporomycetes; Peronosporales; Peronosporaceae
Product: retroelement pol polyprotein
Exons: 1
Coding region: 1-720 (239 amino acids)
Source: RefSeq, a predicted model, not a curated record
AUGCCCAAGAAAGAUUCAACUGGCAAAAUGCCGUCACGUUGCGAGUGGUUGCGUACCGCUACGCCGGAUACACCUGUUUGUUGGGUUCUGGACUAUCGUCAUGUUAAUUCCCAGACCGAAAUACUCAGGAUUCCGUUGCCGAAUAUUGAAGAUCUAUUCGAUCGUAUGCAUGGUAGUACAAUUUUCACCAAGAUCGACUUAGCAUCGGGUUAUCAUCAAAUGCUUGUUGUGCCAACUGCACGCAUGUACACCGCAUUUCGCACGCAUCGCGAAGUAUAUGAAUGGGUUGUGGCACCGAUGGGGUUGUCCGGAAUGCCUGGUAUUUGGUCGCGAUUGAUGCGUUAUCUUUUCGACAAGUUGUCCUUUGUUGUGGUGUACAUGGACGAUAUUUGCGUGUUUUCCAAGAACGUUGAUGAACAUAGUCGCCACGUCGCCGCUGUGUGUGAAGCAUUACGCCGCGAGAAAUUGUACGCACGCCCGGCAAAAUGCUCAUUUGCUGUCGCUUCGGUGGACUCUUUGGGUCAUACAGUAUUUCGUUUUGGACUCCAAGUGGACAAGAAGAAAGUCGGAGCAAUUGAAAAGUGGCCAGAGCCAAAGACUCGCAAGGAUUUAUUGAGCUUUUUAGGCUUAGCAGGCCACGCAUGCGAAGUACGCUGUGCUCGUUACAACUUACCAGAUCGCCAUAAUGCCCAAGUUGCUGCAUUACAAGAACUCGAAUAG